Athene cunicularia (burrowing owl) is the source of this 991-nucleotide messenger RNA. RefSeq names its product plasmolipin (gene PLLP). The coding region runs from base 42 to 464 and encodes 140 amino acids. NCBI's taxonomy places the organism in Eukaryota, Metazoa, Chordata, Aves, Strigiformes, Strigidae. Gene Ontology annotation, cellular component: membrane. The record is from RefSeq and is a predicted model, not a curated record. Gene Ontology annotation, molecular function: structural constituent of myelin sheath. The transcript has 6 exons. Gene Ontology annotation, biological process: myelination.
CCCUGGACGGCGCCUUCCUCUGCUCGCCACUCGGCGGGCUGAUGGUAGCCCAGGCCGUGCUUGGCUUACUGGUGUGGGCUCUCAUUGCCGACACAACGUACCACCUCCACGCAGCAUACAGCUGGGUGAUGUUUGUGUCCAUCUUCCUCUGGAUAGUAACAGUCCUUUUCUUCAUGACUUACCUCCUGCAGCUUCAGCUAAAGUUCUAUGUGGUCCCCUGGCCCCUCGUGCUGAUGAUCUUCAACGCUGCAGCGACCAUCCUGUAUGUCACUGCCUUCGUGACGUGUGCGGCCGCCGUGCAGCCUACGUCCUGGCGGCAGUGGGAUUACAACCGCAGAGCCGCAGCGUCUUUCUUUGCCUGCGUUACCAUGAUCGCCUACGGGGCGAGCACCUUCUUCAGCUUCCGCGCCUGGAAAGGGCUCGGCAGCAACGCGGCCACCAGCCAAGUGACUGACCACAUGUAAGGAGCAGACGGCAGAGCCCAGCCACGGGCUACCCUGGGUCAGCUCAUGCCAGGCUCCGUGGCUCAGAGCCUCGCGUGCCACCAGGUCUCGUUCUUGGACCAGCCUGUGCUGGCAGCCAUGGUCAGUACCGGGUUGCAUGGACACUGCUCUGUGGUCCCUGAUGAUGCUUCCAGCUGAUGCACCCACAGCACAAACCCGCCAGCACCGUCACUGACCGGAGGACAUGGACUCACUAAAGGCUGAAGCUCCUGCUUGUCCUUGGGGUUCAUCCAGAUCCUCACUGGAGCAGCUCUACUGAGAGUAGCUCUGCUACUAAAAUCCACUAAACCAAGCCCAGGUUCCUGUCUCUGGUCAUUCGCAGCUACAGUGUAAGUAAUUGCAAUUAAUAUGAUACAUAAACAGUGGUAUAGCUGGAGGAUGUAGGCUAAGCAAAGUAAAAAGGCUAAACCCUUCUUGUAUUGAUUUCUGAAAACAUGAAGUACAAAUUUUAUGCUUCAAAUAAAAAUCUUCCUAAAUUCAGCACCGCA